GCUUGCAACCGCCCUUAAACGAUAAAGAAGAGGAGGAAGAAGAAGUUAGCUGACGUUGCUGCAUUUUGAAGCAGUGAAAGAAUCAGAUCGUCGUCUUUAUCCAGAAGAAGACUUGAAAUUUAACGCGAGGCGACAUUUGACGACUGGACAAUAGGAUGAGAAGGCGAAUCGAGUUUGGUUUGGGGCUGCUUUGCUCGCUAGUUUGGCAUUUGUGUCCGUGCUCGGCGUUCUAUCUUCCGGGUUUAGCCCCUGUUAGUUUUUGUGAAGAAGGCAAAGGUGGAGAAGAUUGCCAGACCGAGAUACAGCUGUUUGUCAAUCGCUUGGAUUCUGUGGAGUCAGUCUUGCCUUAUGAAUAUGACGUGUUUGACUUUUGCAAGGAUGCAAAGGAAAUGAGACCUUCUGAGAAUCUUGGACAGGUGUUGUUUGGAGAACGCAUCGAGUCCUCGCGGUACAAGUUCAACUUCAAACAAGAUGUCAAGUGCAAGUCUGUGUGCACAAAGACCUACAAGAAGGACAGCCAAGACGACACAACCAAGCUGGAUUUCCUUAAGAUGGGAAUGCAGCUCAACUACCAGCACCACUGGAUUGUAGACAACAUGCCCGUCACAUGGUGCUAUGAUGUGGAAAAUAAUCAGAAAUACUGCAACCCGGGCUUCCCUAUUGGCUGCCUGGUUACUGCUGAAGGCAGACCUAAGGAUGCUUGUGUCAUUAAUGCCGAGUUCAAAACCGGGAACACAUUUUACGUGUUCAACCACGUAGACAUCAAGAUCACUUACCACAGCGGAGAGGCCGAUGGAUGGAGAGGAGCUCGGCUGGUUGCUGCCACCCUGGAGCCCAGGAGCAUCAAACACCCAGAUGAGAAGAACCCAAAUUGUGACGGUGUCACCCCGAUGGAGGUACCCGGCCAGUUUGACAGCGAUGUCUCCAUUGUUUACAGCUACUCUGUGACUUUUGAGGAAAACAAUAAAAUCAAGUGGGCUUCCCGGUGGGACUACAUCCUGGUCUCCAUGCCCCACACAAACAUUCAGUGGUUUAGCAUCAUGAACUCCUUGGUCAUCGUCCUCUUCUUGUCCGGCAUGGUUGCUAUGAUCAUGCUGAGAACGCUGCACAAGGACAUCGCCAGAUACAACCAGGUGGACCAGGCAGACGUGAUAAAGGUUCCUCCGACCAUGCUGAAAUCCUCUCCCAUUUAUGAAGACGCCCAGGAGGAGUCGGGGUGGAAGCAGGUGCAUGGGGAUGUGUUCCGGCCACCCAGGAAAGGCAUGCUGCUCUCCAUAUUCCUGGGACAGGGAACACAGAUCUUCAUCAUGACCUUCAUCACUCUUUUCCUGGCCUGCCUGGGCUUCUUGUCCCCAGCCAACAGAGGUGCCCUGAUGACGUGCGCCGUGGUCCUGUGGGUCUUGCUGGGCACCCCCGCUGGCUAUGUGUCGGCGCGCCUUUACAAAACUUUUGGAGGUGAAAAGUGGAAGACAAAUGUCCUGUUGACAGCGCUGUUGUGCCCGGGUAUUGUGUUUGCAGACUUCUUCCUGAUGAACCUGAUCCUUUGGGUGGAAGGGUCUUCGGCAGCCAUCCCCUUCGGGACCCUGGUGGCAAUCCUGGCACUGUGGUUUGGAAUUUCCGUGCCGCUCACCUUCAUUGGUGCCUACUUUGGAUUCAAGAAGGCUGCAAUCGAGCAGCCGGUGAGAACAAAUCAAAUCCCUCGUCAAAUUCCUGAGCAAUCGUUCUUCACCAAGCCCAUCCCUGGAAUAGUCAUGGGCGGCAUCCUGCCCUUUGGAUGCAUCUUCAUUCAGCUUUUCUUCAUCCUCAACAGCAUUUGGUCCCACCAGAUGUACUACAUGUUUGGCUUCCUGUUCCUGGUUUUCAUCAUUCUCCUCAUCACAUGCUCGGAGGCCACCAUUCUGCUCUGCUACUUCCACCUAUGUGCUGAGGACUAUCACUGGUGGUGGCGUUCCUUCCUGACCAGCGGCUUCACUGCGGUCUACCUCUUCAUAUACGCUGUGCAUUAUUUCUUCUCCAAGCUGCAAAUCAUUGGAGCGGCCAGCACCUUCCUCUACUUCGGAUACACCAUGAUCAUGGUCCUCAUCUUCUUCCUCUUCACAGGUACAAUUGGCUUCUUUGCGUGCUUCUGGUUUGUAAAUAAGAUCUACAGCGUGGUCAAGGUGGACUAGAGGACGAGUGGAGCGAGAGAGAGACUUGAAUCGCAGCUGUGAGAGUGCCGCCCCUGCUUGGAGGCGUCGGCAUAACAGCAAUGUGUUUUGAAGGACCAGAGCUGAGACAUCAUUAAAUCACAAGACCCGAAGAGUCGAGCCCGUCCUCUUUUUGUGCUUUAAACCUCUGUUGCUCUUUUUUUUUUUUUUUUUUUUCUUUUUGAGCUGAUCAUCUUCUUGUCAUAGUGAACAGAUUGUUUGUUUGGUGGGGUUAAAGUUUGUUUUUUUUGGAAAGAUGUCUAUUUAGAUUUUCUAUUCCAUGACAUGUCAAAUGUUUUGGGCUUUUCUUUGUGUUGUAUGUACUGUAAAGAUGGGAAAGUACUUGUACAUAUGUUGUAUAGAUGCAAAGAAGGCUUGUUUUAGGUAAAAAACUGGGCUUUAUAUCAGCGUGUAUUGUAGUGGAGACAUAAACACUGACAUUGUUGCUUUUUCCUUUUCUAUUUCAUCAUUCAAUCCAGUGGGAGGGGGUGUUUCCAGAUUGACUGCUGCUUAUUAUUGCAUUCGUUUGCAACACUGAGUGGCAGCUCGUCACUCAAUCUCUGAUGUUUUGCAAAUAUACCCAAUGAAUAAUAUGAAUGUAUAUGAUGAACAUUUCUACACUAUGUGAUUCUUCCUUGUUGGCAAGUGGUGUCAUUUUGUCAUCACAAGCUAGUGCGGGCGUGUCCAAGUGUAGCUUUAUUAUUAUUACUGCUAUUGUUAUAUUGUGAAUUAUCAAUAAUCACAACUAUAUGCUUUGUUCCCUGUAGUGCUAUUUAAAUUUGUUGAACCGCUUGGCAUAUUUUGGCUUCCACUAAUGGAGUUGAAAAGAGUGACCCUUGGACACGCCUCAUCUAGCGUCUUAUUUCUGACUGUCCUGCAUAUCCAAAAAGCAAAACAGUGCCUCAAGGAUUUUUUUUUUUAAUCAACAUUUGUUAAGUAUAAAAGUACAUAUAACAUGUAACCAUAAAUAGAAAUCACACUCAAGAAGACUUUUUUUUGGGGGGGGGGGGGGAAUAAUAACCAAAAAAUUACAAAAAAAAGUUGAAAAUCACCUUUAAAGCAAAGAAGUGUGUGAUGAUGCUGUUCCAAUUUAGCAACACUACAAUGGAAUUGUCUAGAAUAAGCAGCUCAUAAUGUUAGCAGGUGUCACCAAGCACAACACUUGUGGGAAACCUCAGUAGCAAGUUCGUACAAAGAUGCAAUAAUGCCUUGCCUAAUGACAUGGGCCAGAUAUUCAAAACUUUGGGAUGAUGUAGCCGUAAAACCCCUGAAUGUUCCACAAUUGUGAUAGGACCUCUGGUGCACUUGAAAUAAGUUCGUUUUACCUUGGACUGCAUGACCUUGCUGUGAUGUGCACUAAAAAGACAUUUCGGUUUCCAAGUUGACCUGUGGCAAAAUCAUCUGGAAUCUUGCACAUCAUGAAAUAAAUAUAAGUAAUCCAUUUGAA
Messenger RNA from Dunckerocampus dactyliophorus (ringed pipefish), 3633 nucleotides. It is a transcript of the gene tm9sf5, whose product is annotated as transmembrane 9 superfamily member 2. The record is from RefSeq and is a predicted model, not a curated record. Gene Ontology annotation, biological process: protein localization to membrane. The coding region runs from base 156 to 2168 and encodes 670 amino acids. NCBI's taxonomy places the organism in Eukaryota, Metazoa, Chordata, Actinopteri, Syngnathiformes, Syngnathidae. The transcript has 18 exons. Gene Ontology annotation, cellular component: membrane.